Cooperia oncophora is the source of this 240-nucleotide messenger RNA. Lineage: Eukaryota; Metazoa; Nematoda; Chromadorea; Rhabditida; Trichostrongylidae. The record is from the annotation of a GenBank genome assembly.
AUGGUUCAGUUGGAACAGGAUAGUAGAAUUGAAGAGAAACAUGAACAAAAUGGUUCUACUGCUACACAAUCUCAAUCACAGGAAACGUUAAGCGAUUCCGAACGAACGGACACGGAAAUUGACCGGAUUAUUGCUGAGACAAAUAUGUUGGAAUCGAAAACUCUUCCUCCGCCGGUUGCAGUACUCCAAAAUGGUAAUGGACCUAGUGAGGACUGCAGAUUGGAAGUACGUUUUUACUGA